AUGUCUUUUUCUUUUACUUUUCUGCCUUUGAAUGUUAUUGUUCGUUGUUUUGCGCUGGUUUCCAUCGGUGAUUUCUUUCUUUCUUCGAUUUUUUUUCCAUUUGCUUCGAUUUAUUCCCUCCUCUCUUUUGAAGAGAUUUAUUUUUUUCUCAAAUUCUUCGCUCAUUUUUUUUUCGUUGCUUACAUUAGCGACUUACUGUUUCUUUUCUUAAUAUUAACCCCCUAUAUCGCUUUUCAUGUCUGCAUUUCCUUGUUUUCUUUUAUUAUCAUUCUUUCUUUUCCCUUUCUUUCUUUCUUUCUUUCUUUCUUUUCCCUUUCUUUCUUUUUCCCUUUCUUUCUUUCUUUCUUUCUUUCUUUUCCCUUUCUUUCUUCGUUUCUUUUACCUUUCUUUCUUUCUUUCUUUCUUUCUUUCUUUUCCCUUUCUUUCUUUCUUUCUUUCUUUCUUUCUUUUUUCCUUUCUUUCUUUCUUUCUUUCUUUCUUUCUUUCUUUCUUUCUUUCUUUUACCUUUCUUUCUUUCUUUCUUUCUUUCUUUCUUUUUCCUUUCUUUCUUUCUUUCUUUCUUUCUCUUACCUUUCUUUCUUUUCCCUUUCUUUCUUUCUUUCUUUCUUUCUUUCUUUCUUUCUUUCUUUCUUUCUUUCUUUUCCAUUUCUUUCUUUCUUUCUUUCUUUCUUUCUUUCUUUCUUUUCCAUUUCUUUCUUUCUUUCUUUCUUUCUUUCUUUCUUUCUUUCUUUCUUUCUUUCUUUCUUAUUGAAACUCGUCUCUUUCCCUUUUUUAAAACGCUAUUUUUCUCUUUCUUACUUCUUUCUCUCUUUCUUUAUUUUCCUUGAAGCUCCUUCUUUUUUAAAUGCUACAUUCCCCCCACUUAUUUCCUUCAUUCCUCUUCCUUUCUUUCUUUCUUUCUUUCUUUCUUUUAAAGCUAUUCUUUAUUUAUUUUAUUGUCGCUACGUUUCUCAGCUUCCUGUAUCCUUUUCCAUUUCUUCUUUCUUUUGUGACACUUUUUUUUUGCCACCAUUAUUUUCUCCUUCUCUUUUUUUCCUAUUUUCCUUUAUUAUUCUUCAUGGCAUUCUUUCAUUUUCUUCCAAUUUUUCAAUUUAA
This is a messenger RNA of Acanthosepion pharaonis, 1095 nucleotides long. The record is from the annotation of a GenBank genome assembly. Lineage: Eukaryota; Metazoa; Mollusca; Cephalopoda; Sepiida; Sepiidae.